Molecule: messenger RNA, 859 nt
Organism: Globicephala melas (long-finned pilot whale)
Lineage: Eukaryota; Metazoa; Chordata; Mammalia; Artiodactyla; Delphinidae
Source: RefSeq, a predicted model, not a curated record
GACGGUAAAAUGUUUAUUGGAGGCUUGAGCUGGGAUACAAGCAAGAAAGAUCUGACUGAAUAUUUGUCUCGAUUUGGAGAAGUUGUAGACUGCACAAUGAAAACAGAUCCAGUUGCUGGAAGAUCAAGAGGAUUUGGAUUUGUGCAUUUCAAAGAUGCUGCUAGUGUUGAUAAGGUUUUGAAACUGAAAGAACACAAGCUGGAUGGCAAAUUGAUAGACCCUAAUAGGGCCAAAGUGGGGAAGGAACCCCCCAAAAAGGUUUUUGUGGGUGGAUUGAGCCCAGAUACUUUGGAAGAACAAAUUAAAGAAUAUUUUGGAGCCUUUGGAGAGAUUGAAAAUAUUGAACUUCCCAUGGAUACAAAAACAAAUGAAAGAAGAGGAUUUUGUUUUAUUACAUAUACAGACGGAGAGCCGGUAAAGAAAUUGGUAGAAAGCAGAUAUCAAAUUGGUUCUGGGAAGUGUGAAAUCAAAGUUGCACAACCCAAAGAGGUAUAUAGGCAGCAACAGCAACAACAAAAAGGAGGAAGAGGUGCUGCAGCUGGUGGACGAGGAGGUACUAGGGGUCGUGGCCAAGGUCAGGGCCAAAACUGGAACCAAGGAUUUAAUAACUAUUAUGAUCAAGGAUAUGGAAAUUACAAUAGUGCUUAUGGUGGUGAUCAAAACUAUAGUGGCUAUGGCGGCUAUGGUUAUACUGGGUAUAACUAUGGGAACUAUGGAUAGCACGGAUAUGCAGACUACAGUGGCCAACAGAGCACUUAUGGCAAGGCAUCUCGAGGGGAUGGCAAUCACCAAAAUAAUUACCAGCCAUAUUAAAAAGGGACGUUGGAGAAAACAGGAAGAGAUUGCUAAAGCAGCCCAU